Molecule: messenger RNA, 4845 nt
Organism: Phyllostomus hastatus (greater spear-nosed bat)
Lineage: Eukaryota; Metazoa; Chordata; Mammalia; Chiroptera; Phyllostomidae
Gene: DHX29
Product: DExH-box helicase 29
Exons: 27
Coding region: 104-4219 (1371 amino acids)
Biological process (GO): translational initiation
Cellular component (GO): intracellular anatomical structure
Molecular function (GO): RNA helicase activity; ATP binding; RNA binding
Source: RefSeq, a predicted model, not a curated record
CGAGAGGCCCGGAUGGAGACGCGGGCCGGCGGCGCGCGGCGCGCUCGGAGGCUGUUCCGGGGCCGGGCCUGGGCCGGGCGCCGUCUUCCGCCGGGGCUGCAACAUGGGCGGCAAGAACAAGAAGCACAAGGCGCCGGGCGCCGCGGCGGUGCGCGCCGCCGUGUCCGCCUCCAGAGCCAAGGCCGCCGAGGCCGGAGCCGCCCCCGAAGCGCAGACCAAGAAACCCGCGGCCAGGCCGCCCGCCGCCGCCGGCCCCCGGGAGCCCCGCGUCAAGCCAGGUCCGAAGAUUUAUAGUUUUAACUCUGCAAAUGAUUCCGGUGGUCCUGCAAAUCUGGAUAAAUCUAUUUUGAAAGUGGUGAUCAAUAACAACCUGGAGCAGAGGGUCAUUGGCGUGAUCAAUGAGCAUAAGAAGCAAAACGAUGACAAGGGGGUGAUUUCCGGGAGACUUACCGCCAAGAAGCUACAGGACCUGUACACGGCGCUGCAGGCGCUCUCCUUCAAGACCUCGGACAUCGAGGACGCCAUGAGCAGCACGCUCCUGCAGGGGGGCGACCUGCACUCCGCCCUGGACUGGCUCUGCCUGAACCUCUCCGACGACUCGCUGCCCGAGGGCUUCAGCCAGGAGUUCGAGGAGCAGCAGCCCAGAAGCAGGCCGAGGUUCCAGCCCCCUCCGGGGCCGGCCGCUGUGCCGCCCCCCGUGCAGCACCCCACAGCCGGCACACCACGGGAGGGCCCCGAGAGCAAGCCAAAAAAGGAAGAAAAAAACUCGGAAGUGAACAUGAAAGAAUGGAUUCUGCGGUACGCUGAACAACAGAACGAAGAAGAAAAGAGCGAGAACUCUGCAAGUGUAGAAGAGGAGGAAAAGUUUGACCCUAACGAGAGGUACCUGCACCUGGGCGCGAAGCUGCUGGAUGCGAAGGAGCAGGCGGCCGCCUUCAAGCUGGAGAAGAACAAGCAGGGGCAGCGGGAGGCCCAGGAGAGGAUCAGGAAACUCCAGCGGGAGAUGGAGGCUUUAGAAGAGCACCCCGUGUUCGAUCCGGCCGUGAAGGUCUCACAGCGGCAGAGCGACCGGAAGAAGCCUCCAGCGGCCACAGGAGGGGAGAGCGCUUUGAACUUCAGUUUGUUUGAGAAGCCGCCAGCUGCUGCCGAAGGAGAGAAAGAGGGGAGGAAGGAAGCCCGUGACGUGCGGAACCUCGACUACACGGCCCGGAGCUGGACCGGAAAGUCCCCCAAGCAGUUCCUCAUCGACUGGGUCAGGAAGAACCUUCCCAAGAGCCCAAACCCUUCCUUUGAGAAAGUUCCAGUAGGUCGGUACUGGAAAUGCAGGGUGAGGGUGGUGAAGGCGGAGGACGACGUGCUGGUGGUGUGCCCCGCCAUCCUGACGGAGGACGGCAUGCAGGCCCAGCACCUGGCGGCCACGCUGGCGCUCUACCGGCUGGUGAAAGGGCAGUCCGUCCACCAGUUACUCCCUCCGACCUACCGGGACGUCUGGCUGGAGUGGAGCGAUGCGGAGAAGAAAAAGGAAGAGCUGAACAAGAUGGAAACCAACAAGCCGCGCGACCUGUUCAUCGCCAGACUCCUGAGCAGAGCGAAGCAGCGGCAGCAGCAGCAGCAGCAGCGGGGGCGGCAGGAGUCCGGGAACAAGAGAGAGGGCUCCGCGGACCCCGAGGGGUCCUGGGAAGACUUGGCUUCCGACGAGGACUUCUCGGCGCCGCCCCCGGGCCCGGAGCAGGCGGAGGACCUGGAGCCCGCCAGAGCGCUCUUCCGGAGGCUGCAGGGCACGCCCAAGUACCAGAGGCUGCUGCAGGAGCGGCGGCGGCUGCCCGUGUUCCGGCACCGGGACGCCAUCGUGCAGGCGCUCGAGAGGCACCGGGUGGUGGUGGUGGCGGGCGACACGGGCAGCGGGAAGAGCACGCAGGUGCCGCACUUCCUGCUGGAGGACCUGCUCCUGGCGGGGCCGGGGGCCGGCAAGUGCAGCAUCGUCUGCACGCAGCCCCGGCGCAUCUCGGCGGUGAGCCUGGCCACCAGGGUGUGUGACGAGCUGGGCUGUGACGGUGGCCCCGGGGGAAGGGAUUCGCUGUGUGGGUACCAGAUCCGGAUGGAGUCCCGGGCCAGCGAGGCCACCCGGCUGCUCUACUGCACCACGGGGGUUCUGCUGCGGAAGCUCCAGGAGGACGGCCUGCUGAGCAGCGUGUCGCACGUCAUCGUGGACGAGGUUCACGAGAGGAGCGUGCAGUCGGACUUCCUGCUGGUCAUCCUGAAGGAGAUCCUGCAGAAGCGCUCCGACCUGCACCUGGUCCUGAUGAGCGCCACCGUGGACAGCGACAAGUUCUCUACGUACUUCACCCACUGCCCCGUGCUCAGGAUCUCAGGGAGGAGUUACCCCGUGGAGGUUUUCCAUCUGGAAGAUAUAAUAGAAGAGACGGGUUUUGUACUGGAGAAGGACUCAGAAUACUGCCAGAAGUACCUGGAGGAGGAGGAGGAAAUAACCAUUCACGUUACCGGCAAAGCAGGGGCAACGCAGAAGUACCAGGAGUACCUCCCGGCCCGGACAGGGGCGGGGGCGGGCUUGGACUCCCGGUACCAGCAGUACAGCGGCCGCACGCAGCACGCGCUUCUGCACAUGAACCCCCAGAAGGUCAACCUGGACCUGGUCGCGGAGCUCCUCGCGUUCUUAGACAGGAGCCCCCGGUUCCGGAGCACCGAAGGGGCAGUGCUGGUCUUCCUGCCCGGCCUCGCCCACAUCCAGCAGCUGUAUGACCUCCUGCUGACAGACCGAAGGUUUUCCUCCGAGCGGUACAAGGUGAUAGCUCUGCAUUCCAUCCUUUCCACCCAAGACCAAGCCGCGGCGUUCACGCUCCCGCCUCCAGGGGUCAGGAAGGUUGUUCUGGCCACGAACAUCGCGGAGACCGGCAUCACCAUUCCAGACGUCGUGUUCGUGGUCGACACGGGCAGGACAAAGGAAAAUAAGUACCACGAGAGCAGUCAGAUGAGCUCCUUGGUGGAGACGUUCGUCAGCAAGGCGAGCGCCCUGCAGCGCCAGGGCCGGGCCGGGCGGGUCCGCGACGGGGUCUGCUUCCGCAUGUACACGAGGGAGAGGUUUGAAGGCUUCCUGGACUACUCUGUCCCCGAAAUCCUGCGUGUGCCGCUGGAGGAGUUGUGUCUUCACAUCAUGAAGUGCAGCCUUGGCCCCCCCGAGGACUUCCUCUCCAAGGCCCUGGACCCUCCGCAGCCUCAGGUGAUCAGCAGCGCGAUGCACCUGCUCCGGAGGAUCGGCGCCUGCGAGCCGAGCGAGCCGAGGCUGACCCCCCUGGGCCAGCACCUCGCGGCGCUGCCCGUGAACGUCAAGAUCGGCAAGAUGCUCAUCUUCGGGGCCGUAUUCGGCUGCCUGGACCCCGUGGCGACGCUCGCGGCGGUCAUGACGGAGAAGUCGCCCUUCACCACCCCGAUCGGGCGGAAAGAGGAGGCGGACCUGGCCAAGGCGGCGCUGGCCGUGGCGGACUCGGACCACCUGACCAUCUACAGGGCGUACCUGGGGUGGAAGAGCGCACGGCAGGAGGGCGGCUACCGCUCCGAGGUGGCGUACUGCCGCCGGCACUUCCUCAGCCGCACCGCCCUGCUGACGCUGGAGGACGUAAAGCAGGAGCUGAUGAAGUUGGUGAGGGCGGCGGGGUUCUCACCUCCCGCCCCUGCUGGCAGCUGGGACGGCCGCAGGGCCGGCCAGGCCCUCUCCUUCCAAGAGAUCGCCCUCCUGAAAGCUGUCCUGGCCGCCGGGCUCUACGACAACGUGGGGCGGAUCAUCUGCGCGAAGUCAGUCGAUGUCACGGAGAGACUGGCCUGCGUCGUGGAGACCGCCCAAGGCAAAGCGCAGGUGCACCCGUCCUCGGUGAACCGGGCCCUGCAGACGCACGGCUGGCUCCUGUACCAGGAGAAGGUGCGGUACGCCAGGGUGUACCUGCGGGAGACCACCCUGAUCUCCCCGUUCCCGGUGCUGCUCUUCGGCGGCGACAUAGAGGUUCAGCACCGCGAGCGCCUGCUCUCCGUGGACGGAUGGAUCUACUUCCAGGCCCCCGUGAAGAUUGCCGUCAUUUUCAAGCAGCUCCGGGUGCUCAUCGAUUCUGUCCUCAGGAAGAAGCUUGAAAACCCCAAGAUGUCCCUUGAGAACGACAAGAUUCUGCAGAUCAUCACAGAGCUGAUCAAGACGGAGAACAGCAACUGAGCCCGGCCUGCGGGCCGCCGCUUCGAGAACACGGGUGACGGCGCGGGCGAGGGCUCACGUGCCCGUGGGCCUUCCGGCGAAGCCUCUUCCUUCCCGGCGGGGCCGGCCCAGCGGCAGCGGGGAGCGCCCUCCUCACGCACGCACGUGUGACGCCCUGCUUCCUCCCCAGCGACGGUGUCACUCAGCGCGUCUGCCGCCGCCGCGCUCCCAGCAAGUCCUUGGGGGCGCCCCGCUGCGCGCACCCCGCUGUGCCUUCCGGGCGGGGCCUGCUCUGCAGCGUCCGUGACUGGGUGCUGGGAGUCCCCCUGCACCCACCUUCCCCCCACACCCCCCAGCGCCAGCCCCUGGUGCCCGGAGAGCUGACCCCUCCCUGGUGCGGAGAGGAGGCGGCCCCAGACCGGCCGCAGGCAGACCCGUGAGCUGGUGCCGCUGUAGGAGUCGGCCCCCGGCCCCCGGCCCCCCCAGCCCAGACCCGAGCAGCCCCUCGCGUCCUUGGCCGCAGGCCUGCGCCCGAAGGUGCCUGCGCCCGAAGGUGCCAGCGCCGCGCAGUCGGCAGCACUGGCUCGGAGCGCACAGUAGGUACUCGGUAUUUCUUGACGAAUAAAGAACUUUUAUUACCUACUUAA